This is a messenger RNA of Haemonchus placei, 1119 nucleotides long. The record is from the annotation of a GenBank genome assembly. Lineage: Eukaryota; Metazoa; Nematoda; Chromadorea; Rhabditida; Trichostrongylidae.
CGACGCUUACUUCCCAGUCGUCCCGCCUGCCCGUACCCAAGUUUCUUGCGGAAGCCAAAAAAGGUGGUCUCCGAGUACUACAAGAAGCAGAAUGAGCUCUUGGAAAAUUUCAAGAACGACAGUGAACAAAUUCUGGUUAGAUGUUUUCUUUUUGUUAUAUUUCCGUCCCAAACCACUUUCCUGAGGUCGGGUCGAGAAGUUUCUAUGUUCUUCGCCUGCUUUUCUGCUAUAGCAUCGUACUUAUCUGGAUCGUUGUCGAUUUUGUCGUCGUUGGUUGACUCCUGUGUUGACAUCACAUCUGGUCUCGUAAUCUCGAUUUCAACCCGAAUGAUCAAAAAAAGGGAUCCGUACCUCUACCCCCGAGGAAGGACGAGACUUGAACCGCUAUCACUGAUUAUCAUAAGUGUUGUGAUGGGAGUCGCUAGCGUUCAAUUGAUCGUCGGUGCGUGUGGUCGGAUAGCUGCAGCUUAUCAAUUUCAUGUACAUGGUAUUGGUGCGGAGCCGUUGCUGGACGUGUCGCUUACUUCUGCACUGAUUAUGGUUGGCACAGUAGUUGUAAAGUUCACGUUGUUUUGUAUAUGUCAGAAGUAUAAAUCCGAUCCAUCGAUAACUGUUCUUGCCAUGGAUCAUAGAAAUGACUGUUUGUCGAACACUGUAGCGCUUGCAUGUGCCUGGCUCGGUAAUAAGUUCUGGUAUUACCUUGAUCCGAUUGGUGCUAUUCUGGUGUCGAUCUAUAUUCUCUAUACAUGGGUGACUACUGGUUGGGAUCAUCUGUCCAAACUCAGUGGAAAGUCGGCGAAACCAGAAUUUAUUAAUCGCAUAAUCAAGGUUUGUAUAGAUCAUGAUCCUCGGAUUUCACAUCUUGACACCGUCUAUGUAUAUCAUUUUGGUACUAAAUUUUUAGUUGAAGUACAUAUAGUGUUAGACGAGAGCAUGCCCUUGAAAGUUGCACAUGAUAUUAGUGAAUCAUUCAAUGUGGUUUCAUGGCGGCUACCGUAUCCUUCCACUGAGAAUUCAAACCUUACCCCUUGUAGUGGGCGAUCGCAUGCGGCGAGUAUGACGCGAUGUCCGGGCAGUAGUUUCCGAACUUCUCUCUUUAGUACGUUGACGAGUGCAUAG